GAGGGUUGGGGGCGAGAGAGAAAGUAACUCCAGGACGAGACCGGAGCGACCCGCGGAGCGAGCACAGCCGGCAAGGCUGCACCAGGCUCCGGAGACCGGCGGCUGCGGGGGGCGGGGGCUGUGCCCGAGCCCGAUCCCCCGCUCCUGCUCCGAGCAGUGGUCUCGGGGAAAGGGUCGUUGUCCAGCACGGAUGCGUUGGUCGCAGAGAGCACUGGAGGUUCUGGUCAAGGCGUAAAGCCUGGGGCUUCCAACGAUACUCUGGGCAGCGAUGGAAGCCUAGAUGCCUCACCGCAAGGAGCGGCCGAGCGGGUCCUCGCUUCACGCCCAAGGCAGCGCCGGCACUGAGGAGGGAGGAAGCAUGUCCCGGUUGUCUCUCACCCGGUCACCUGUGUCUCCCCUGGCUGCCCAGGGGAUCCCACUGCCAGCCCAACUCACCAAGUCCAAUGCGCCUGUGCACAUCGAUGUGGGUGGCCACAUGUAUACCAGCAGUUUGGCCACGCUCACCAAGUACCCCGACUCCAGAAUAAGCCGCCUCUUCAAUGGCACCGAGCCCAUCGUCCUGGACAGCCUGAAGCAACACUAUUUCAUUGACCGGGAUGGAGAGAUUUUCCGCUACGUCUUGAGCUUCCUGCGGACAUCCAAACUGCUGCUCCCGGAUGACUUCAAGGAUUUCAGCCUGUUGUACGAGGAGGCGCGCUACUACCAGCUGCAGCCCAUGGUUCGAGAGCUGGAGCGCUGGCAGCAGGAGCAGGAGCAGCGGCGCCGCAGCAGGGCCUGUGACUGCCUGGUGGUGCGGGUCACACCGGACCUGGGUGAGCGCAUCGCACUCAGCGGCGAGAAGGCCCUCAUCGAGGAGGUCUUCCCGGAGACCGGGGAUGUCAUGUGCAACUCGGUCAACGCGGGCUGGAACCAGGACCCUACACAUGUCAUCCGCUUCCCACUCAAUGGCUACUGCCGGCUCAACUCGGUGCAGGUCCUGGAGAGGCUGUUCCAGAGGGGUUUCAGUGUGGCUGCAUCCUGCGGGGGUGGCGUGGACUCCUCCCAGUUCAGCGAGUAUGUGCUCUGCCGGGAGGAGCGGCGACUGCAGCCCACCCCCACCUCUGUCCGGAUAAAGCAGGAGCCCCUGGACUAGGCCCAGCCUCAGUACCCACCUGAGGCCCCGUGACCCUGGGGGUGGCCCAGGGACGUGGAAACAGCGCUGGGGAGUUCUGCCUGCACCUGCUUAGCAGUCUUCGUGAGACUGAGGGUGGGGCUGCAGGGUCCGAGGCUGCCUGGGGAGCCCCAGGGCCCCAGGUGUCAUGCAACAGAAUGUGGGGUGCUGUGGGCAUGCUUACCGAAGGACUGUUGAUGUGACCCAAAGAUGUGGGAGUUCUGCCACCAGUGCCCCAGGACCCCUGGGCUCCCCAGCUUGGUGCAGCAUCCUCCAAGGCCCUGGGGCCGACCACAGUGGGGUCAGCGCAGGCCCCCCAGCCCACUGCAAAGGAGUUCUUCAUCCUUCUCCACGUGUGGCGGGCGCCAAUGGGUCUUCUUGCAUCAGAGAUGGCUUAUUUUUCUACAGUAUUUAAAACAGAAGUAACUGUGACUGCACAAGCCAGAGAGGCCAACAAGGACCAACACUUCUUUAUCUGGUGCUCCGUUCUCAGUCAGACAUGCAGCAUGCCCAUCCACACGGUGGAAGAGCUGCCAGGCCCUCCGGCCCGCCUGCCCACGGAGUGGGCUCGGAGACCUCUGGUCCCUGCUCUGGGGACAUGAAGGGGGGGUGCUGUCCAGUGCUGUAGGAACUGAAGCAAGGCCCCCAGGGAGCUGGGCUGCUGGCAGGAGGGUUGUUUGGGUGUGGGGGACAGAUGGCUGUGGAACCACCAAACACCCUCACCUUUGCUGCUGCCUGGGGUGCAGGCCACACUUGGUGGGUCACCUGACCUACCAGUGCUCAGGGGCUUCUGGUCCGGUUUGUGUGUCCUCACACCUGGGCUUCUCCAGGAGUCUCUACCCAACCGGACCAGCCACAGGGCCACAUGGCAUCCUUACCUCAGGAAUGGGUCCCACGGUGAAGGGGCCCACCUGUCAGCAGUGUCUCCUGGGUCCCCACCUCAGGAAGCUGUCCCGAGCUCUGAUUUUUCCACACUAAUAUGCACACUGAAUUUUAAUGAAAUUUGUACUGCUAGCCUGCAGGUAAGACCUGGACAUAGGCAUACCUGGAUUCCAACGAGGACUGGCCCCGAGGGGUCCUCAUAGACCAGCUUCCUCUUAGAUGACAGGCGCAAAGAUGGACACCCCAGCUUUGUCACCCUUGACUGAGCUGGCUCUUCCCUGGUGGAGAUACCGCAGACAACUGCUUGGUGGAUGAGGCGUACAGCCAGCACUGCACUGCGUACAAUGCCUGUAGACUUGUAUAUGACUCUUUUAAUAUCGUAAAGAUGCUGAUGUACAAUUGUUGUGUUUGUGUAAACACAUUAUGUUCCUAGUUCAUGCCAUAAACUGCUAUAAAGCAAAAGAC
Molecule: messenger RNA, 2497 nt
Organism: Phyllostomus hastatus (greater spear-nosed bat)
Lineage: Eukaryota; Metazoa; Chordata; Mammalia; Chiroptera; Phyllostomidae
Gene: KCTD15
Product: potassium channel tetramerization domain containing 15
Exons: 7
Coding region: 281-1132 (283 amino acids)
Biological process (GO): protein homooligomerization
Molecular function (GO): protein binding
Source: RefSeq, a predicted model, not a curated record